Molecule: messenger RNA, 863 nt
Organism: Didymella exigua CBS 183.55
Lineage: Eukaryota; Fungi; Ascomycota; Dothideomycetes; Pleosporales; Didymellaceae
Exons: 4
Coding region: 69-593 (174 amino acids)
Source: RefSeq, a predicted model, not a curated record
CCCCCAGCUUCCUGCUUACAAGCCGCUCAGUCAAUCUCUUGCUUACCACCACACCCACCGUUCCAACCAUGGCAGAAACCGAGGCAACCCUUUCCAAGGUCGACUCCGCUAACCAGCAGCCUGAGGUCAAGGCCAAGCGCCGACCAAGUUCUAUGGCAGCUGACUGCUACGACAUCCUCGACCUCCAGAAAGAGGGCAAGACAAUCAGCAUUGCACCCGAGACUCAAAAGCUAGGGUGGAAGCUGAACAAGUCACCAUCAACAGUUGACGACCCCGCAUUCCUGGCACUGCCAUUGUGCACUCCCAAGGUCAAGAAGAUUACUCUGCACUUCCCCUUAGGUCUGGAGGUCUCUGCCCGCAACAUGAAGGGCGUUACGAUCAAGGACGCAUUAGAUGCCAUCCACAAGCAGUUCAAGAAGAGGCAAGACGAUGAGUUCGAGAAGCCCUACCUAGCAGGCUUCGAGUGGGAUCCCGAAGAGGAUUACACACGGUUCAUCGUUCACCAGACGACCACAGCUACCUCGUCCUUCGGUAAGGACCAGUCUUCAAAGAAGAAGAAGAAGAAGGCCGCCGAGGAGGGCCUUGAGGAGUAAAUGAAUUACUCGCCCUCUUCCCUGACCUUGACUCUACAACAGCCUCGAUCGUAGCUCCGUGCUUAUACAUUGGCUGAUGGCAGGUACGGCGGAUACGUUCGAAGGUUGGUCAAUCUUCGUAUCGAUAUGGGGAGAGCGAGCGCGCUGCUGCGAGUGACAUGGCUGGCAUAUCGUGUGCUUCAAUGCAUGCGUUGUGUUGGUCGUUGCGCCGCAUAGGCGUUCGUGGGACGGUUCACGGUUGUUCUGCACCUAGAUAUGUAUGUUAUAGGC